UGAAGAAGUGACACAGAACUUUAGCACUCUCUUUUCUCGCGCGCUCUCAUUUGAAAAUUCCAACAGUGAAGUAGAUAAUAGUACAUUUAUUACCGAUAGAUUAAAAUACAAUAAACUUUUCGUCGUUGUUACCGCGCGUUCAUCUCGUUCGGGCCGGGCGGUUGCGAAAAACUUUCAUGAACCACACACAUCAGACGACGAUGACGACGACGACGACGGCACGGACAGUUCCAGUGCGCAGAAACCAUCCCAUUGCCAAUCCAACGGAAAAGAUACAACUUGCUCCAGCAACACAGAGCGAAAGGAACCUUAACGCUAACCAAGAGCUGUAUAUGAGAGUGUACGUGUGUUUGUUUGUGUGUGUGUGUGUGUGUGUGUGUGUGUGUGUGUGUGUGUGUGUGUGUGUGUGUUUCUGUGUCUGCGCCCGCCCCCUUCCACACAUCUGACUGCAUUCUAGCCAAGAUCUACUACCCGCUACCACUCUAUCUCGCGUCCUCAUCACAUCCCAGCGUGUUUGCAAGCACAUGCCAUUUAAACUAGAUAAAUUAUGACGCAUAUCGGUAUCGGCCGGUUUUUAUCGCUCGGUACUCCUUAGAUAGUGGAACUGGUCGGUGUUGCUGUAGGUUCUGUCUGCAAAACUAUUGCUAACCGAUGAAUCCCUUAUGAAUCAAUGUACGAUAAGAUGAAAUGAUUGGUGUUUUUGGGGGAGCAAAGUGGAGUACGUGUACGAUGUUAACGAAUGUUUACCGUUUGGGCAUCUGACGUUGUUGACUGAUUGUUUCUUGUUUUCUGUAAGCUAAUCGCUGUAAGGUUCUCUCCCUGCUAUCUCGAGCAGCGGCUACCGUAUAUCCGCCACAUCAUUAUGCUCAUAAUGUUUGUUUUGUUUGUUUGUUCUGAGUGGGUUAUUUUGAUUCAAUCUCACAAAAGCGUAUUCCAUUCAACUGAAUAAGGCUCACCGUUGACAACACUUUUUCCCCCUUCGGCGUAAAUUUCUCGCUUUGUCCGUUUUAGUAGAAUACUUUCACAGGUGUUCUCUUCACCGUGCGUGUACAGUGAGUGUAGUAGCUGCCUGUGAGUGUGUGUGUGUGUUUUUGUAUGUGUGUCUUUAAACGAUAGCGGUUAGGUUAGAGCGUUCAAGAUCGGGUGCGAAGAUCCUUCGGCCAGAACUGUCCCCGCUCGCACAGUUUUAGGAACACAUCGACAGUGCAAUGCCUAGAAAGUCCUCGAAUCCGAUCGUAAUGAUGCCCUUCUGCUCCGUAUCGCGCACGCGGAAUGCAUCGGUAAAGCGCUGUAUCUGGAUGCAGGUCACGAUGAACUGGUCCACCGAGAUUUCCUUCCGAUUGAUUGGAUCGUUCUUCGCGAUCAGGUACUGUAUGAACUGGGGCGAAAAGCGAAAGCCCAUCUGCGUCAACGCUUGCGUCAGUUCCGACUCCUCGAUGUGGCCCGACGCAUCGCGGUCAAAGUUUUUAAACACCUGCAGCCACUGGUUGAUGUAGUUGUAUAGCUUCUCAAAGUCGUAGAUAUCGACCGUGCCGGUCUUGUUUCGAUCGAACAUGCCUGGACGGGAGAAAUUGGGGAAGCAGAAAGAGCCAUUUAAGUAUGCCAUCCUUCUCCUGCUCCUGGCACCAAGCGCCAAUUAAGCCGCUGUUGCCCACAACUCACUGAUCAUCAGGUUACAGGCGGUAUCGGAAAAGUGGUCACCCCGUCCAUUGAUGAGUGCCUGCUGCAGUUCCCGGUUGUUAAUGCGUCCCGUGUUAUCCUUAUCAAUGUUUCGGAAGAUGUUUUGAAUUUCCGGAUUGACGGGCGGUUGCUGUGGUGGUGGUGCGUAACCCCCAUAGCCACCACCGUAUCCAGCGGCAGCCGCCGGGUGUUGUCCGUAGCCGCCACCGCCACCACCAUACUGCUGUUGCGGAUAUCCUCCCUGUUGCGGAACCGAACACGGGAUUAGAACCGAGAGAAAAACACACAACACGCACACACACGCACGCACACAGACACAGGCGGAGGCACAAUCAAAUCAGGCAGACGUGCCGCAAUGAUUCACACCACACUGCCUGGAGAUUCACCAGGUUUUGUGAUUCAUUCUAGUUAGCAUUGCCAAACAGCGUAAAUACAUCACCACAGUGACGACCACCAUAGGCGGUGUGCAGGAAAACAACACGUCAGCUUAUCGAUAGCCGAAAUCGGCUUUGCCACUCACCUGAUAAGCCAUCGCUGGAGUUGUGUUUUUCGUGCACGCACGGACGCACAGUAAUCACCUACAAUUAGGCACAAUAACUUAAUCACGAUUAGAUAAAACGAACGCGGACAACACCGACACACAAUUGGCCUUCUCUUCCGACGCGACCCUUUUUUUUCGCCGUCGCUGCACGUACUACACCAACUGACAGUUGAGCUGAGCGACUGUCAAAUGCCAAUUCGCGCACAACAUCUCGCUCCCGGUCAUGCUCGGAUUUUUUUGAUGUGGAAAGUGCUGGCUCUACUAAAACAGAGGAAAACAAUCUUUUGCUAACUUGAUAUGACUUUUUUUUUUGUAACGAAAUGAUUGUUUUCGUGCGAAUUUUAGUUUAGUUGAGCUAGUAAUCCAACACCAUCUCAAGCAUUCAAUCCACCAACGCCUAAACGCCGCUGUUGUUUGACAGCUGGCUGCAAAUAGGGGAAAAAGGUUUAUGUUGCUAUACGGACGAGAUCGCUUGGCACUGGUUCACAGAUCAGAAAACAAAUUAGAGGAAAAACAAUCGCAAAAUUGCUGUUAAUAGUACGACACAAUGGCAGACGAUUUACAGAACUACAAACUGCAACUGCAGCAGGUUGAGGCUGCCCUGCUUACCGAUCCGGAGAAUGCGGAGCUGCUCAAGCUGAAGGAAGAUCUGAACGAGGUGAUCGAGCUGACGAAAGAUCUCAUCAAGGCGCAGCAGGAACCGGAGCAGAAAAAGUCGGCGUACAUUGAGCCUGCCAGCAGCAGCUACUACGAUGGCGUAUCGGGCGCGGACAAAAAGCAAACAAAGCCAGCGAAGGUAUGGAAGGUGGGUGACAAAUGUUCUGCUAAGUGGAUUGAAGACGGUCAGUACUAUGAUGCUACCAUAGAGUCGAUUUCGGAAACGGGCGAGGUGAGCAUCGUGUUCGAGGCGUACCAGAACCGGAGCAACACCACCAUCAGCGAGCUGAAGGAACCAAAGUCCCGGAACGAAGUGUUUCCCGCCAACAGUAACAAACGCUUGCGGCACAAUCAGAAGGAGUAUCUGAAGAAAAAGAAGAUGAAGAAGAUUCAACGUUUCAAGGAGCUGGAGGAGGAGCGUGAAUGUGAGAAAAACAAGUGGCUUCAGUUUUCCGCUAAAUCGACGAAGAAAUCGGGCGUCAAAGCGAAGAGUAUAUUUGCGUCGCCGGAAAAUGUGAACGGUCGGGUCGGUAUCGGUACCUGCGGUGUGUCCGGCAAACCGAUGACUGAGUUUUCGCACGGGGAAAAGUACAGGAAAGGUGUUUAAACGCCUUGUAACCUGGCAACGGAAUUGUGUCGGUGUAUGAGUGCGAGUGCGUGCUGCAAGAUCAAUCGUUUUGUUUAGCCAUUGCUCUAGCUAGCACACGUAAUUUGAUUUUAUCCAAACACCUCUGUGGGACUUGUUUUACAAAGUAAUUUUGCGACUUUUGGGUGGUUCAACAACCUCCCCCCGUUUGGUAAGGUUGUUUCUCAGUAGGCUUCGUACGAACUUUAUCUCGGUGCAUCCAUCGUUCAGACGAAUAUUAAGCGCGCCUAGGACGAGCGCGUUAAAUAGCACGUGUACCAGGUAUACUUUGCAAGCGGAGAAAUCAUAUUAAACUAUCAAUAAAAUGAAUAAGCUAAUAAAUAA
This is a messenger RNA of Anopheles stephensi (Asian malaria mosquito), 3848 nucleotides long. It is a transcript of the gene Spf30, whose product is annotated as survival of motor neuron-related-splicing factor 30. Gene Ontology annotation, cellular component: precatalytic spliceosome; nucleus; cytoplasm. Gene Ontology annotation, molecular function: RNA binding. Gene Ontology annotation, biological process: regulation of alternative mRNA splicing, via spliceosome; mRNA processing. Lineage: Eukaryota; Metazoa; Arthropoda; Insecta; Diptera; Culicidae. The transcript is spliced from 3 exons. The record is from RefSeq and is a predicted model, not a curated record. Bases 2769 to 3485 code for a protein of 238 amino acids.